This is a messenger RNA of Penicillium odoratum, 1242 nucleotides long. RefSeq names its product mitochondrial 37S ribosomal protein uS5m. Lineage: Eukaryota; Fungi; Ascomycota; Eurotiomycetes; Eurotiales; Aspergillaceae. Gene Ontology annotation, cellular component: ribosome. Gene Ontology annotation, molecular function: RNA binding; structural constituent of ribosome. The transcript has 2 exons. Gene Ontology annotation, biological process: translation. Bases 1 to 1242 code for a protein of 413 amino acids. The record is from RefSeq and is a predicted model, not a curated record.
AUGAGUCUUUCACGGCCGGCAAAAUGUCUGUUUUGCAGCUUCUCCCGUGUAGCCACCCCAAGCACGCGAGUGCCUCGUCGCCAAUUCCACCCAUCCCCUGCAAUUCUGUCGAACCGGAAACCCAAAUUCCCCAACAUUAAGGCUCCCGAGGAGCAAACCGCAUCUCGUUCUGGCCCGCAACCUACAGACUAUGCGCCCUACUCACCCGAAGCCAAGGCCCAGUUGGCGCAGGAAUACUCGGAGGCCCAGCUGAAGGCCAUCGAGGCCGGUGAAGCCGCCAUUGACCCCAAGGAUAUGGCCGAACAGUUCCGCCCACGCACCGACCCUCUGAGAUUUAACUACCUGGACGACUUCUCCGUGAUCGAGCCCGGUGUUGACCGUAACGUGCGGGCACCCCAGUCGAACUCGGACUACAACUUCAAGCUGAAGACCGAGGAUGAUUUCGUGGAGGACUUUGGCCGCUUCUUUGCAGAGCUUCCCAAGGACGCUACUGGUGCUGACUUUGUGCGGUUCGGUGAAUCGCUGCGAUUGACUCAUGGAAAGGAGGAGAACGAGCUGAACCCACACAGCGCGCUUGUGCCGGACCUUUUCGGCCCUGGGGAAACCAUUGACGAUCCCCGGGUGGAAGAGAAGAAGAGUGCCGCGGAGAGGGGCGAGAAGGAGCGCUCCCUUGUGGCCGAGGAGCUGACUGAUGCCUUGAAGAGCCUUCUCCUGGCUACCGGAUACACCAACCGUCAGGUCGCUGACCUGCGGACCAAGACCCUUGUUUCACACAGUGUCGUGAACCAGACCCGUCUCGGUAAGGUGCGCCGUGCUUACCGUCUGUCCAUUGCUGGUAAUGGCAACGGUCUUUUGGGAAUCGGAGAGGCCAAGUCUGAUGAGGCUGCCGAUGCGAAGAUCCAGUCGCAGUACCGUGCCAUUCGCAACAUGCAACCGAUCCCUCGGUACGAGAACCGCACCAUCUAUGGCGAUGUGAAGGGCAAGGUCGGCGCCGUGGAGCUGCAAUUGAUGCACCGUCCCCCAGGCUUCGGUCUCCGUGUGCAAUAUCUGAUUUACGAAAUGUGCCGCGCCGCGGGUCUCCAUGAUCUGGCCGCCCGGGUCUCCGGCUCUAGGAACAAGAUGAACACCGUUAAGGCCGCAUAUGAGGCGAUCAUGAGCCAACGCAACCCGGAGGAGGUUGCUCGGGCCCGUGGCCGCAAGAUGGUCGAUGUGCGCAAGGUGUACUACGCCGGCAAGGUCUAG